UACGUGCGUCGAAAUAAAAACGAAAAACAUGUUGAUAAUUGUAUAGAAGUUGUUUUGAAAUUCUAAAUACUAAAAACUAAACUACGACACCGUCAAAAAGGCGCUUCCAUAAGCAAUAGCAGUGCAACCUAAUACAUAUCAAAUUGUGUGCAAUUACAUACAUACAUACAUAGAAACUGAGAAACGAGAAGAAUCAUUAUAUACAAUAGAAAAAAAAUAUAGCAACAAACUACCUUAGCACUAAUCAUAAACAGUAGAUAUUUAUGUAAUGCAAAGAUUAAAAAAAGAAAACAGCUGAAUAAUAGAUUUAAAGUUAAUAUAAAAACAAAAAACAAACACUAAAUACCAAAAUGUUGAAAUUCGUACUUAUCGCAACGUGCCUUGUGUUGGCGUCAAGCGUGCGCGCUCAAGAACUGAAAGUCGAUGUCAUCAGUACGCCGGAGGUGUGUGAACAAAAGUCGAAAAGCGGUGACAUGCUGACAAUGCACUACACAGGCACACUGACAGAUGGCAAGAAAUUCGAUUCGAGUUUUGAUCGCGAUCAACCAUUCACAUUCCAAAUUGGUGCUGGUCAAGUGAUAAAGGGAUGGGAUCAAGGCUUGUUGGAUAUGUGUGUCGGUGAAAAACGUAAAUUGGUCAUCCCACCCGAGUUGGGUUAUGGUGAUCGCGGCGCUGGAAAUGUUAUUCCACCAAAGGCCACACUCCUCUUCGAUGUUGAACUGAUAAAUAUUGGAAACACUCCACCACCAACCAAUGUCUUCAAAGAGAUCGACGAGAACGGCGAUAAGCAGCUGAGCCGUGAUGAGGUAAACGUUUAUGUCAGCGAAUAUCUUAAGAAGCAAAUGACCGCCGUUGAGGGACAAGACUCCGAGGAAUUGAAGAAUAUGCUCAAGGAGAAUGACAAGCUUGUCGAGGAGAUCUUCCAACACGAGGACAAGGAUAAGAACGGUUUUAUCUCGCACGACGAGUUCUCUGGUCCGAAGCACGACGAGCUCUAAGUCAAAUGCAACUGAAGUGUGGUGGCAGAGCUACCAAAUAUAAUAGUAGUACUUUAUCGCACACUCCUACCAUCGCAAAAACACACACAUUCACAAAUACAAACAUACAUACAUAUAUAAAUAUGUGAAUUCAUUAUUUGAAUCCUGUAACAAAAGAAAAUCGAAGUACUUUGUAGGCAAAAGAAAUCCAACAUGCCUACAUAUUUUUUACAUUCAUACGAAUACAUACAUCCGUAUAAAAAUGUAGCAAAAUAAGAUGGAUGAUUGACAGAAAUGAAAAAAUAUAUAUUAUAAACUUGUAUAAAAUAGUGAGCUUAGAACAGUUUUCUGUUCACAUUUAGCAGUUCAUUUUCAUCUUCUUUAACAAAAUGGCAAAGACAUCUUCAGAGAAUUAAACGAGGAGAGUAUGUAGAUGCUUCCACUUAGCUAUAAAAGAUCUACGACCAAUUUGUAAGAAAAGUAUGUUUACUUAAUUUUUAUAAUUCGCUUUUCAUAGUUUCAUUUUAAAUUAAUGAUUUUAAUUUCUUCUCUUUGUAAAAUUGUAAUUUAUAUUGUACGAACUAUGCUUGGGGCGAAAAUUUAGUUGAAUGUAUAAUGUAAGCAAUUUUAUAGCAAGUACGAGUAUUGUAUUGGACGGAAGGAAGAAAAAGUGAAAUAAAGUUUGUUUAAAAAAUUUAA
Molecule: messenger RNA, 1676 nt
Organism: Anastrepha obliqua
Lineage: Eukaryota; Metazoa; Arthropoda; Insecta; Diptera; Tephritidae
Gene: Fkbp14
Product: FK506-binding protein 2
Exons: 5
Coding region: 351-998 (215 amino acids)
Molecular function (GO): calcium ion binding; peptidyl-prolyl cis-trans isomerase activity
Source: RefSeq, a predicted model, not a curated record